Molecule: messenger RNA, 2730 nt
Organism: Fusarium musae
Lineage: Eukaryota; Fungi; Ascomycota; Sordariomycetes; Hypocreales; Nectriaceae
Exons: 5
Coding region: 1-2730 (909 amino acids)
Biological process (GO): peptidyl-serine phosphorylation; peptidyl-threonine phosphorylation
Cellular component (GO): nucleus; cytoplasm
Molecular function (GO): ATP binding; protein tyrosine kinase activity; protein serine/threonine kinase activity
Source: RefSeq, a predicted model, not a curated record
AUGGAUCCUCAGUGGCAGCAAUAUCCCUCCGCGAACUCGCCUGGCUCCUCGAGACGACACAACGGCAAUACCCAAGCCCCUCGAGACUACACCAACCAGCCCCCGCCUCAAGGCGGAUAUAAAUACGACCAGUUCCACGGUGGCGCCCCCGUCCAUUCUGCUGCUGCUCCGCCUGCUUCUGCUCCUGUUGGUAACCCCAACUCAGUCGCCUCUCCAAUCUCACCUUCGCAGAUGCGCGACGGCAACGGUGACGUCGCUAUGCACGAUGCUCAUGAUGCUCAUGCUGGUAUCAAGUACCCCAUGAGGCCCCUUCAUCAAGCUCACAUGUCGGGCAGCCGCCCCGUCAACCUUCACUCACCUCAAGAGUCUUCUUCCGUCGCUCAACGAUACUCGCCCAUGGAGGCGCUGUCCCCCACUUCACCUUACGCGCCUAAGUCGGCUUCAAACAGCCAAUUCACAAGCCCGACCUCCCAGCGACAGUCGCCUACACGCCAGUCUGAUUAUUCUCAAUCUCCAUAUUUUCCCGGCGCCCGCCAACACCAGCAAGGCCAGCAUCUUCCCCCUAUCAACCCUUACGCGUCUGCCGGUCACCAGGAAAAUUAUCCCUCUUCAGCUGUCGGCAAUCUCGAUGCUGCUUUUAACCUGGACCCCAAGUCUCCGAGACGGCCUGUGCCCCAGCAAGUGACAAGGGGCCCAGUACCCGAGUUCAAGCAACUCUCCUCGCCUGCAGAUCUGCAGCCCAAGGUCAAUUCACAGCCUCCGUUUCGCCGCGCCAACCCUGAGGGCGGUUUCAUCAGUCCUCUCCAAGCUCUUACUGUUCAAUUGCCUGCUACGUAUCGCAUCUGUAACCCUAGCUUCAAAUAUGAGUCGUCGCGCAAUCCUCGCAGAGUCUUAACCAAGCCCAGCAAGGGCACCAAGAACGAUGGCUAUGACAACGAAGACAGUGACUAUAUCCUCUACGUCAACGACAUUCUUGGAUCUGAAGAAGCCGGCCACAAAAACCGUUACCUUAUUCUGGAUGUUUUGGGGCAGGGUACUUUUGGUCAAGUCGUGAAAUGUCAGAAUCUCAAGACGCAAGAAGUAGUGGCUGUCAAGGUGAUCAAGAAUCGUACUGCCUACUUCAAUCAGAGCAUGAUGGAGGUUUCGGUCCUCGAUUUGCUCAACACGAAGCUUGACAAGAACGACGACCAUCAUUUGUUGCGGCUUAAAGACACUUUCAUUCAUCGCCAACAUCUUUGCUUGGUUUUUGAGCUCCUUAGCGUCAACCUUUACGAGCUCAUCAAGCAGAACCAGUUUAGAGGACUCAGCACUACUUUGGUUCGCGUGUUUGCUCAACAGCUUCUCAACGGUCUCGCACUGCUUAACAAGGCUCGUCUGAUACAUUGCGAUUUGAAGCCUGAGAACAUUCUUCUCAAGAAUCUCGAAAGUCCCAUCAUCAAGAUUAUUGAUUUCGGCUCAGCCUGCGACGAGCGACAAACAGUGUAUACUUAUAUUCAAUCUCGAUUCUACAGAUCUCCCGAGGUUUUACUUGGUCUCCCCUAUUCUUCGGCCAUCGAUAUGUGGUCCCUUGGAUGCAUUGUGGUGGAGCUGUUCCUGGGACUUCCCCUGUUCCCAGGAUCUUCUGAGUAUAACCAGGUCUCGCGAAUCGUUGAAAUGUUGGGCAACCCCCCGAACUGGAUGAUCGAGAUGGGCAAACAGGCGGGCGACUUUUUCGAAAAGCGACAAGAUGAGUUCGGAAGACGGACAUACCAGCUUAAACCCAUGGAGCAAUAUGCCCGAGAGCGUGGCACCAAGGAACAGCCUAGCAAGAAGUACUUCCAGGCCAACACCCUUCCCGAGAUUAUCAAGUCCUACCCCAUGCCUAGGAAGAACAUGAAGCAGAGCGAGAUAGAUAGAGAAAUGAACAACCGCAUCGCGUUCAUUGACUUUGUCCGCGGCCUUCUUACGAUCAACCCUCUUGAGAGGUGGUCUCCCCAGCAAGCCAAGCUUCAUCCGUUCAUCACACAACAGAAGUUCACUGGACCUUUCAUACCACCCAUGAAUCUGAAGUCUAGCUCGCUGAAUAGGUCUCCAGCACCUGGCACCCAGCAACAGCAACAGGCCGAGGCACUUAGCAAGCAGCGGGCUCAAGCGGCAGCAGCUCAACAUCAAGCACAACACCAGGCACAACAACAGGCUGCUUCAGCUGCUCCUGCCCCCUAUGCCAACCAGUACGCGCCUCAAGGUCAUACGCAACCGCAGAUGUACGGCAACAACUCAAUGUAUUCUCCCGGAGGCAACCACGCCAAUAUGCCAUCGGCAUACGGCCAGCAACAACAACACGGGCAGUAUGGACAAAUGGUCAUGUCCCAACCGCCUCAGCAGAUGCCUCAGGGGCAAUAUGCACAAAUGCCCCAGCCCAACAUGUAUCAGCAUCAACAAGGUGGUAUGAGGCCAGCACGCCAACGGGCUUCAACCAUGGAGCAGCAACAGAGCGGUAUCCCCGCUGCCAUCCAACGAGUAGCUAGCCAUCUCGACCCCAGUCAGCCGAUUCGUUUACAGCCUAGCCCGGCGUACUACCCACCCACUGGAGAAAGCAUGGCGUCUGGCAGCAUCGAUAACCGCACGGCAGCAGGUCGAAGAGGUAGCCGCGUACAACAGGGUGGUCGAGGCAACAGGGACUUCAUACGCAACUUGGAGGAGCGCACUCUGGAAGAAGGUUUUAUGGGAAACCAGAACACUUGGCAUUGA